AUGGGCGGCCCUACCGGUUCCCAACUCACACACCACUCUGAGCCAGAAAGCGCUCGCAUCGAUGGUAAACGGGUGGCUAUGCGGCAGAAUAAAAGGGACUCAUCGUAUGGUUUGUCCAAAAUGAAAAUGAUUGUAUGCGCCGGUUGUGAUCUACCAAUUCUGGACCGAUUCCUAUUGAAUGUAUUGGACCGCUCGUGGCAUACAAAGUGUGUGCAAUGUGCAGAGUGUAAAUCCAAUCUUCAGGAGAAGUGCUUCUCCAGAGAGGGAAAGCUCUAUUGCCGGAACGACUUCUUUAAAUCCCUUACCCCCGAAUCUGAGUCCAAACUGUUGGCGUCUGGCAUUGAAAUACGGCUCAGAAGUCGUCUAAGAAGGGAAGCGGCAAAAGAGACGGCACUCAUGACUGACGAGCACUUACUUUUUGGGACAAAGUGUUCCGGUUGUUCGCAGGGUAUACUACCCACGGAUCUGGUGCGCAGAGCCCGCAGUAAAGUAUUUCAUCUGAAAUGCUUCACGUGUUUGGUUUGUCGGAAGCAGUUAUCGACGGGCGAAGAGCUUUAUAUACUCGACGAGAAUAGGUUUGUUUGCAAAGAGGACUACAUGACCAGUAGGCAUAACCAAGUAUUAACCGCCGGAUCUCCCGGUGAGCCAGACUUAGACGACAGUAUAGUUAGUCCGCCAGAGCUAGACAUCGGACCGCAUGGGGCCGACUCUGACCAUGAAGAGGAUAAUUUAUUAGGCAUGGGUCCGCUGCCAUCCCUGAGCAGCAUCGGGCGCGGGUCGGGCCACCACUCGGCCAUCAUGUCGAGCAAGAGCUCCCCGAUGUCUGCCAGCAGUUCGAUGAGCGACUCGGGUAUCAGUGGACCGAACGGCACGAACGGCGGCACUGAUCCCACGUCACCGACACACGCGUCCGGAUCUAACAGCGCCGGCAACGACGAGAACCAACCGGGAGGUACCAAACGCCGGGGUCCGCGCACUACCAUCAAAGCCAAACAACUCGAGACUCUGAAGGCCGCCUUCGCCGCCACACCGAAGCCCACGAGACAUAUAAGGGAACAGUUGGCCCAAGAGACCGGACUAAACAUGCGAGUCAUACAGCCAUGCAUUUUGGUGGUAGUGUUGGGGCAACUGCUGUGCUGUUAUUUAAUGCAUUAUCUCAUAGCCAUAGCCUUCGCACAGCAUAACCACUCCAUGGCAGAGAUGUUGUCUAGGAUUUAUGCUGUGGAUGUGCUGCAAGAGUCUCAGCACUGCUAUACUACCAGUGCUGAUGCCAGCGAUGGCAUAGAGGAGUCUGUGCUCUGCUUCUGA
Oppiella nova is the source of this 1308-nucleotide messenger RNA. The record is from the annotation of a GenBank genome assembly. Lineage: Eukaryota; Metazoa; Arthropoda; Arachnida; Sarcoptiformes; Oppiidae.